Messenger RNA from Orbicella faveolata, 3900 nucleotides. RefSeq lists its product as uncharacterized. Lineage: Eukaryota; Metazoa; Cnidaria; Anthozoa; Scleractinia; Merulinidae. The record is from RefSeq and is a predicted model, not a curated record.
AAGAGGAGAGGCGAGUGGAGUAAAUUCUGGCCAGACAAGGUGAGUUGCUAGUAGUCAAGGACACUUUUCUCUCCUUUUUAUCGUUUUGCUAUAUCUGCGCGUGUAAUUAUAACAAAUGACAAUUUUCUUCUCGAUUAUUUUGUUAUGUGAGCGUUUGUAAUUAAUCAACUGGCUAUUUUUUCAACAGUUCGCAGAGUGAGCCAGUCCACGCAAGCCAGGACUCCCGUAGGUUAGUGAUAUGUCUGGGAUAAAACGAAAGCUUCCAAGAGCUUGGCUGAGAGUGUAUGUCAUAAGGCAAAUGAAGAAGACUAAGUCGAGAAAGGUAGAAAAAAACCUUUCCCUCGUGUUCCCAAAUGCCCGUCGCGUUUUGUCGCAGUGUAAUACACGGCUUAGGCUUCUUUAUUUGUUCAAUAUACAUCUCUCUUUUUUUUUUUUUUUUAUUCGUUCCAUGUAUAUCUUCUUUUUUUUUUAAGCUUCCCUUUUCGAAUGUUUCACUGUUUGAUUUCUCCAAAUUUUCGUUGCAGCAAGACCGCUGGGUUAGGCAGCUCCCGAGAAACAUCGCCGCACAGGCGAAAGGGUGCCACGCCCCGAAGAAUGCGUCGACAGGAUUUCGUUUUGACCGAAGCCGAGCGGGAAAAAGGCAGCGUAUCGCCGGAAGAGACGGAAGAAGAUUCGGAGGAAAAUGACUCGGACCAUGUCGAAGAGGAGGACAGUCAGGUGGAAGACAGUCCAGGAUUUCAUCGCCGCGUCGACGGCAUGCAUCAGGGUUCGGGGACAGAUUUCGUCGCUCCCUACUUCCCCACGGCGUUGGCUGUCUCCAAGGAAUGCCCCCUGGCUUUCAACUUCGACCUGCGACUAUUGGACUGCCUACGUUUGCCCUGCGAACUGGUGGCUAGGACAGAAAUGGCCAUGAUCCCCUCUGGAGAAGCAGCCAGCCGGGAAGUGAACUUUAAAAGCCGCGAGGAAGCCGUCGCCUACUGCCAAGAUCGUUUAAAGCAGGGCUGGCUGGUUGGCAAAGAUAACCGACGUCCGAGCAAGCGACUUCGACUGUCCCACCCGGAACUACAGAAAGAGCAGCUGUUCAAACGGGAAGGCAGGAGCUUGGAAAAAGUGCUAGCCAGUGGCAUACCCGGCCUCGAUUUAUCCUUGGACAAAGUGCGCCUUGACAGGUUUGACAACGUGAUGCUAUGGAACGCCCCCGAAUGGUCGCCGGCCAGCGUGCAAUUCACGCAUGGCUUUCCGAGACGUCUGAUUGAGGCUGAGCACGGCGGUUUUUUGCCAGGCAACAUUGUCGUGACCGCCAAAGCUACCAAUUUGUCCAUCCGUCGCAUGUCAAUCAUGGACGUGGCCUCGCUGCUAAGCCGACAGUGUAUCGCUGGCUCCGGUCUGAGCCUAGCGCGACUAUUGAAUCUCCGGUAUGCCGCAGUCCGUUACCACAGCUCCGAUAGCUAUCUGCCGGACUACCUGGUCCGUGGGACGCUGGAUUUCGGCGUGAAUUUCCUGACGUUCCAAGCGGUACAAAGCGAUACGCUGGAUGCGCUGUCUCGCUGCUUGAAGGAGCCCUGGGCUUGUCAAUCUGAAGGGCAAGGAGAGGGGGAGGAGGAAGAUUUCGCAGCCAGCGCGGUGACUCUGUCGGCGGACCUGCUCAGAAGCAUCGGACACCGAGCGAUGCCGGUGGAGCAGACAGAGGUCACCGCGGUCACGGAGCAGCGUGAGAGAGCCCUGAAUCGGAUAUUGUCUAACUCGGUGGCGGAGGCGGACACGGAGGCGGAAGCCGCGUCGGGAACACAGGAAUCGCCGGCCACCAACAGCACAGAGGUCUCUAGUCAGGCCACGCGCAAGCGUAAACGCAAGGGUUCCUCCUCGGCCGGAAGUCGCCCCGUCAAGAACAAGAAGGCCACGCCCAAAACGCCAGAGACAGUAGCCUCUGAUGAGGACUCUACCACUUCGGAAGAACAAGAAGCCACCGCCCCAACCACCGCACAGACAAGGAGUAGAGAUCUCCAGCUGGACACAUGUCCCGUCCGUGGCCUGCGGAGAGAUGUCUUUCCGGAAGGGGAGGCAAGAAGGAAGCUCUUUCAGUUUUUGGGCCAACAUCAGCCCAGUGACCCGCAGGUGGUGGAGCGCAAAGCCGGUGGAAACGCCAUAUGGACCAAUCCCGGCGACAUUUGCCAACAUGCCGUGGUGAGCGCCGCGGAGAGCACGGGGGAAGUCCAACGCCUUUUGCGAGACCUCUUUGCCAAGCUCCGACACCACUGUGUCUGCCAGGAAGGCAACUGUUCACUUCGCUCUGACGCCCAAACCCUAUCUGGUGACCCCGCACCCGCUUGCCAGAGUCCCAGGCGAUGUCAAGUUUGCCUGGCAUUUGAAGCCCAGCCCAGGGAGCUGUAUGGCAAAUGUCUGUCCACCAAAAACGAACGCCUGAAUCUACUGCUCUGUUGUUGUCCGGCCAUUGCCAAGAUCUGCCGACUUUCGAAGGCCCCGACCACUCUGUCAGCGGACGAAAGCCAGAAACAUGACCUGGAUGUUCGGAACCUGCUGCGUGCCCUAGUCAAAUGUGGCGAGAACCGACUGAACUGCAUGCGCAACAUCGGUGACCUGGCCGAAAUUACCCCGCGCCUAUUGUGCGUCCAGCUAAGGACUGGCCACUCGGAGUUUUGGAAUCACUUGCGCACUGUUGCCAAGGUCGUAAACAAGCAACCGAACCUGGAAGCCAAAUUGGCCGCUCUGAUAGCCCUCCGAAAGUUGGUGCCACCUGGCAAUCACUGGUCUUUCUAUCUGGCCUCCACAGAUGAAAAUGCAGGCACGGAGCUGGACAUCCUGAAGCGUUGGACAGAAGCAGCCUCGAAGUCGGGGUCAACCGCUGAUAGUUCAUCCUCCAGCCGUCCUCUCCAGGCAGACAAUUGACACGUUGAACUCUCUCUCCUGCUACUUGUAUUAGGUAUGGAGCCUAGAAAAACAGUCAAGAAAAAAGUAACGUAAGGUUUCGCCGGUCGGGCCUUUUUCGGCUUGUGGGUUGUUGUUGUUGUUGUUUUUUCUUUUUCUACCCCGGACAGACAAGCGACUUUCAGAAAACUCAACUAGGGGUAAGAAAACAAGAGUCAUUGUAGAUAUCGUUAUUGCCAGUCGGUCGACUUGUUGAUGAAAUGAACGUGUAGUUUGUCGUUUUCUUAGAAUUGAGAGCUCUGCUCCCAGCAAAUUGCUUGUUGAAAUUGAUCAUCCUAAGUGGGUGGCCAAUGCUUUUAACAAUUUCCUCGCCAAUGUCAGUACCUCGCAUGAGAGAUCAUUAGAAUUUUUGGAGAACAAUAAAGUCAUUGAAAGCGAGCAGAUCUCAGUAAAGCCUUUGAUACUUGACGGAAAACUAGAUUAUUACGGCACUCGUGGUGUAAGCAAAGAUUGCUUUGCCAAAGUAUGGAGCUCAAUUAGUGAGAAUUUGAAAACCUCUAUUUCAGACUUCAAGGAAUCAGUCAAGAGCGAUCUAGUCAAAGCUGAUUAGUUACUUAUGUUCUUAUUAGCAGUUGUGUUGUUUUCCAAUUGACCUGUAAAGUAGUGCUAUGAACUAUUUUAGACUUCCUUCGUGGCAUAGAGAUGAACUGUAUUUUAUUCCUAUUUAAUGCUGAUCUUAUUAGCUGUGAUUUUCACUUGAAAUAUCUCCAGUGAACUUUGUAAUGUUUAGCUUUAGCCAGAGGGAGUACCAAUAAAGAUCGAUGGAUUGAAGACACGGCUUGUUAGGCGUAUUGAAUUGUCCUUGGCAAAUUGGCAGUUUUUUUGUCACGGACGCAGAGCAAUUUUGUCAGGGAUAAAAACAAUUUUUCUCACGGAUAAAGAGGAAUUUUGUCGCGGAUAAAAGGAAAUUUUGUCACGGAUAAAAAAAAUUGGGUCGCAUUGUGCAUGUCAAAU